AUGUUCGCCUGCCUCCGCAUCUCGCGCGCGCCCCUAACGCAUGCCUAUCGUGCAUUCUCGACUGCUGCUCCACUGCGCAAUGCCAACACCACCGACGAGCCGGCCGAGGCUAUGCGCAGACUCGCAGAUCUUGUCCAGUCAGCCGCCGAAGAGCAAGGCAAACGGAGCCGCCCUCCCAGCAACCCUGUUGGAAAAACCAAAGCUAAUACAGCCAAACCAGGUGCACCACCUCUUUCCCAGUGUAUCCACUCGAUGUACACAACUAACACUCGUGCACUCCCCCAGUUUAUAAGCCCCCACGAGUUCACCCGGGAGAACCGCAUCACAAAGCCCUACACAAGGCGCAAAGAGCAAACAAUGGGCCCCUCGCGAGCACACGCCCAGUCCAUCGAUGCUUUCCGCAAACUCUCCAUCGACCCCUUGGACGAAUUCAAGAAUCCGCUGUUGCUCAAGCCCUUCGUCACCGACAUGGGCAAGAUCCACUCGAGGGCCAAGACCGGCUUGACAUGGCGUUCUCAGCGGCGCGUUGGCAAGGCCAUACGACGCGCCAGAGCCAUGGGCUUCGUCCCGCUCUGGAGCUCGCCCGAAGUCUACGACGGGUUCACGAUCGUAAGGUCGACGUUGCCCGACUGGACGCGUACUUCGCGAUGA
Messenger RNA from Rhizoctonia solani, 651 nucleotides. RefSeq names its product ribosomal protein S18. Gene Ontology annotation, molecular function: structural constituent of ribosome; small ribosomal subunit rRNA binding. The record is from RefSeq and is a predicted model, not a curated record. Gene Ontology annotation, cellular component: ribosome; mitochondrial small ribosomal subunit. The transcript has 2 exons. Gene Ontology annotation, biological process: mitochondrial translation. The coding region runs from base 1 to 651 and encodes 216 amino acids. Lineage: Eukaryota; Fungi; Basidiomycota; Agaricomycetes; Cantharellales; Ceratobasidiaceae.